Messenger RNA from Pectinophora gossypiella (pink bollworm), 2081 nucleotides. Its product is annotated as phenoloxidase-activating enzyme-like. Gene Ontology annotation, biological process: proteolysis. The record is from RefSeq and is a predicted model, not a curated record. The coding region runs from base 100 to 1494 and encodes 464 amino acids. Lineage: Eukaryota; Metazoa; Arthropoda; Insecta; Lepidoptera; Gelechiidae. The transcript has 9 exons. Gene Ontology annotation, molecular function: serine-type endopeptidase activity.
CGGCCGAUACAGACUCAUCUCAAGCUCAAGCCGACACGGACGUGUGCAGUGUUCAAAGACUAUAAUGCUGUGAUAAAUAAAAUAGUUUCAAGUUAUAAAAUGGUUCAGUUUAUGCUCAUAUCUGCGCUUGUGGCAACGUACCUCUGCAUCGUAAACGGACGUGACAGUGGUAGCGUAACAUUUACCAACUCCAUCGAUGGAUACAACGACGAAUCCUGCAGACCACCGUCCGGCGGCGAAGGGAGAUGCAUCUCCCUAUACGAGUGUGAUCCCUUGCUUGCGAUCGUGAACAAGCCAAACAAAUCGCAACAGGACAUCAACAUACUCCGGCAGUCACAAUGUGGAUUCCAAGGACAGACUCCUAAGGUAUGCUGUGUAGACGCAGUGACUCCUCCUCCCCAGCCAACCUCCAAUGCCUGUUUCACGGCAGAUGGAAAGGAGGGAAAAUGCGUCAGUCUCUACUCCUGCCCAAACCUCGCCAAUUUGCUCAAGCCACCAGUCGCACCACACAUCGUCACUUUUGUGCAGAAUUCUAGGUGUCAAGGCCCAGACCAAUACAGCGUGUGCUGUGGCCAGAAUCCUCCUGACUUCAACAACAACAACAAUAAUGGCAAUGUUAACGCCGUGUGCGCAUCCAGCAUCGCUCUCCCCAAUCACAACUCUGGCUGCUGUGGCAUCCAGAUCUUGGCUGAUGACAGGAUUGUUGGUGGUAACGCGACUGGCAUAGACAAGUACCCGUGGCUGGUGGUGAUCGAAUACGUCCAGGGUAACAGGAUCAAGCUGCUCUGCGGUGGUGCUUUGAUCAGUGGUCGAUAUGUGCUGACUGCGGGACAUUGUGUCAUUGGAGAUGUGCUCAAAGCUGGUACACCCCGUCACGUUCGUCUAGGAGAAUACGACACAUCAAACGACGUGAGCGAACCAGAUUGCGUCAAGGUUCCUGGAGGUGGCAUGGAUUGUACUGAGGGUGUGAAAGUCAUUGCUAUUGAGAAGGUUAUACCUCAUCCACAGUACAACCCGAGCAAUAGUUUGAGGAGGAAUGAUAUAGCACUGUUGAGAUUGAGGGAGACUGCUCCUUACACAGAUUUCAUUCGUCCAAUCUGCCUUCCUGAGCGAGACAUCACAAUAUCACCACCGCCUACCCUCAAGAUGUACGUGGCGGGAUGGGGAGCUGUCAACGAAACAGUCAGCAAGAGUGACAUCAAACUACACGUCGAAGUGCCUUUGAUCGACAAGGAUCAAUGCCAAACAGUGUACAGCAGACCACAAUUCAACGUUCCACUUUGGAAUGGCCAACUGUGCGCAGGCGCACAACAGGGCCAGGAUUCCUGCAAGGGCGACUCUGGAGGUCCCUUGAUGUUCCAGAACGAGAAGAUUUUCGAAGUCAUUGGCAUCGUCAGUUUCGGCCCCAAAGCCUGUGGUCUUGAGGGCGUACCCGGGGUUUAUACUAAGGUGCACGAGUACAAUUCCUGGAUAAGAAGUCAGAUCAUACCUUAGAAUAAGACCGAUAGUUAAGUGAGGUUGUAUAACGCAUCAAUCCUAAAGGUACAGGGUAAACAAGGAUCAAUGUGCAUGAGAGGAAUUACUCUGAUAUUAAAUUAGACUCUAAUAAGAUGUGUUUCAGUACUUAAUGAUGAUGAUCCAUGAACAAUGCUCAGAUUAAUAUUAAUAUUUUAUACUUUCCUUUUUGACGAUUGUUGCCAAAUUAAAAUUGUGAUUUAAUUUUGUUCGUUUUUAGAUCUAAGUCCUAGUUUAAAUCCUACUAAAUUGUUGUUUUUUUUUUGCGUAUUUUGCCCAUAUUAUUUUGUACAUGAACGUAAACGCCUGAUGAAAAUUUAAACUAAAAAGUAUUCCCAACGUAAUUGCUCUUUUAAUAAUUGCAGGCACUAAUAUUGUGUUUGUAUCGCGUCAAUAAAAAUACUAAGUAAAUAAAAGGUCGUGUAUGAAGGACAGAUGCCACAGAUCUCGAACUGAAUAAGAUCUGAAUAUCAGUAAUUUUUUUACCUAAUAAUUAUACGUAGAAUAAGUCGAUAAGUCAAUUUUGUAUGAGAUUAAUAAAUAAACAAAAAGAAAUUAACAUGUUA